AUGUUGCCUGCAUGGCCCUCUUCUUGGGACUUUUUUCUGGGUCACUGGGAGGACGAUGACGACAACAACGUGGUGGUGCAGCGCUCCUCGACCUCGGCUGUGGCGGUUCUGUCUCGCAAGGGUGGCUCGUCGAAGCUGCGUUUGCCAAUUAGUAUCGACGACUGGGGGAGGUGGACGUGCGGCCAGGGCGUUCUACAGAGAUAUUGCUGCAAGGAACGCCGGAUUCUCUGGUGGUCGGAGAGUGAUGAGAAAAAGCACUGGACUUGGUCCCGUGGUUCUUCGCUGCGUCAGACGGAGGUGUAUCUGGCACAUGCACCCUUCAUACAGCAAGUGACGCACUUUUGGAACUCGCUUGGUACCCUUGAAGCUUCAAAGGAGCUGAUAUCGAUUCCAGUUUGGGCCUUACAAUCCCCAAAGAAUGACGUGAAUGAAAACAUAGCUUUCCGCGAUGGGGAGUUCAUGUUUGAUCAUUUGGAAGAACUUUUGAGGAAUCCUGCGAAGGUAAAGGACUUGCCUCCACUGGAUGCCUUUCUACACAAAGGGCCUGAUGGUCACGUGUGGCUCUAUUGUCCCAACCACCGGCUGUUGCCCCUCAAGUGCUUGCAGGCAGUGCAUGUGAACGUGGUUUUUCAGGUACGUUGCGAAGUUCGUCAGGCGGAUGACGAUGGUGUGCAGCCCAAUUGGCCCACCUGCUGGGAGUUCUUCUUGGGCCAAUGGCAGGACAACGAGGAGCAUGAUGUCCACUGUCACGCGGUGUGCGACGCGAGUCGCGUGUCGGUCUGGGCACAUCUCCGUCAGAAGGGCAUGAAGGACCUGAGACUGCCCAUUAAGAAAGAUGAAUAUGGCAGAUGGACUUGUGGUCGCGGUGUGCUCCAAGCGCACCAAUCUGUCGAAGGCUCGAUUGUUUGGUUGUCGGACGACCUGACGCAGGAGUGGACAUGGUCCCGUCAAAGCAGAGCAAUUCGACAUGGAUCGAUUUCUGACAAACAGAUAUCCAUGCCUCCAAGCAGGAGAAGGCAGUUUGUUUGGUCUCUCUCACAGGCGUUCUUUUUAGGUGAGUGGGAGGAUAGCAAUGAGAGCAUUGUAAAGGUUAAUUGGAAAGGCGGUUCCCUUUCAGCGCAUUUCAAUCGACAAGGGCGAAAGAGCCUGCGGUUGCCCAUCACAGUCAAGCAGGGCGAAUGGAGAUGCGGCAAGGGAGUCUUGCAGAAGGACACGUGCAAUGUGGAGCAAAUUCUGUGGAUCUCUGAUGAUUCGUCCGAAUCCUGGAAAUGGCAUCGCACCCACUCCGAGUACCUGCCGCAUGCUCCCUUCAUGUCCGAGGUGACCCACUUUUGCAUGUGUUCCGUGUCCUCCAUGAAGCCGUCCAAAGAGGCGGUAGAAGUGCCCAUCUGGGCCUUGCGGUUUACGCAGUACAACAUCAAUGAGAAUCUGAGAUUUAGCGAUGGUAGCCACAUGUUCACCUUGUUGAAGGAGCUCCUACAUGAUCCGGCGAGGAUCAGAAAGCUGUCUCCCCUCGAUGCGUUCUUGUUCGAAGGGCCAGAUGCUCAGAAAGCACUCUACUGUCGGAACAAUCGACGGCUUUUAGUUUUGCGCUGCGUACAAGCAGUGCACAGUGAUGCAGUGCUGAAAGUCAUGUGCCGCAUCAACGACCCCCACAGCACGCAGCGUUCCUGUCAUGGGAAGCGGCGUUUGCGAGAUUGGUUUCAGGAUGGGUACUCCAAGCCGGGCCAAUUUUCAGGCUGCGAUGGCCUUGGCCUUGACAUUUGGAUUCGCGAGCCAAAAGGCUGA
Durusdinium trenchii is the source of this 1788-nucleotide messenger RNA. NCBI's taxonomy places the organism in Eukaryota, Dinophyceae, Suessiales, Symbiodiniaceae. The record is from the annotation of a GenBank genome assembly.